GCGGGUGAUUGACAGCUGGGGCCGAGGCAGAGACUUUCACUUCAAUCGGCGCUCCGUUGCUGAUCGGAGAGAGAGGGGUUGAGAAAAAAAAAUCAAUCAAACCGUGACUGAGACGUACUGAGUGUGUGGAGUGGAUGCUUCCAGUUAAUUAACGAACUGUUUGUGUCUUGUAUAUUUUUCUCUUGGGUGGCGGACAUCGCUUUAACUUGAUGAAGAUGAAGGUGCUGAUGAAGCUGCCCGACCCCGAGGAGGAGGAGGAGGAGGAGGAGGACGAGGAGGAGGAGGAGGAGGACGACGACGACGACGACGAAGAAGAAGAGAAGGACGAGGACAACGACGACGAGGGGGUGAGAGCGGACCCCGCUAUGCCGCCGCCGCCGCCGCAGAAGGAGGCGGUGUACGAGUGGUUCGGCUCGGCCCUCACAUCGGCCCAGAGACUAGAGUUCUGCUGCGGCCUCCUGGACUUGUGCCACCCGCUGGAACUGCGCUUCCUCGGCAGCUGCCUGGAGGAUCUGGCUCGCAAGGACUACCACUCACUGCGGGACUCGGAGAUCCGCGCCAACAACGCUGCCGACCUGGCCACCAUCGGCGACGUUACGGACGAGGUGGUGCGUAGCAAGCUGGUGGUCUCGCUGGCUCUCCUGGGCUCGGAGAACCGGGAGGCGGCCGCCGUGCUGGCCCGAGCCCUCGGCCGCAUCGACUCGGUCAUCCGCAACUACGGGCUACAGCUGACGGAGCGCGGCGUUCAGGAGUUCCUGCUGCUGCUCACCAUGGCGUCCAACCACCCGGCCUUCUCCUUCCACCAGAAGGAGACGCUGCGCGAGCAGCUGGCCGGCCUGCAGCAGAGACGGCGCGGGGGGGCCGCCGCCAACGGCCGCAAGUUCCAGAACACCGUCGCCAAGGAGCGUUUCUCCAGGAAAACCUAUUCUUUGGGGACAGAAAAUAAUUAUUAUGAGAGGCCACCUCUAUCUUCUGAAGAAGGGGCAGAAGCAAUCACUCAGCGACCAGGUGUGCAGAUUGAAAAUAUUAUCUUUAAGAAUGUAUCAAAAAAGAGAUCUGAAAACUACUGGGAGUAUACAUUUGAUGUCAUAAGGACUGACCAUUCAACGUGUACUGUGAGAAAAACACACCAUGAUCUUCAGGAGUUUUUAACUAAACUUCCCAAGGAUAUUUCUCUUGAUGCUUUUGGCAAGACUGUAUUGCGGGCAUUCAAUCACAGUUCUCAGACAAGAGAAGACAGGAAGCACUCUGAUAUAGAGUCAAUUAUAAGGCAACUGUUCUUUUCGCCCUCUCGCUCUUUCUUAAGAAGUGACCAUGUUUUUGAAUUCUUCGGGAAGCCUUCUGACCACAGUCAGUUUCAUACAAAUUUACAGCCAGUGUUAAAAUUGUCUAAAUCUACAGAGCACUUCAAAGAAGACAGUUCAGAAGCUUCCAGUCAGGAAGAAGAUGGAAAGCAGCAAACGCUUCAUUACAAAAAUAUGGGGAAAGCUAGAGUCUGCAGUGUCCCGAGUGUAAAAUCGCCAGGGAUUGGUGUAGGCUUACAGCACUCUGAGCAAAAUGGUGCCUUGGACUGGAGGAAAAGGAGCUACAGCACAAAACACAGCACCGAACACUGUACAGCUGUGAUGGAACAUUGUUUGACGGAAGACAAAAGAAAUGCUUCAUCUGGGAAUAAAAAGUUGAACACUCGCAUUGAUGUUAAAAACAAGGCAGACCGUGGCAAUCAAAGGGCACCUGUUGGUAAUGGCAUUCUCAGAAUUCCCCCUAUGUGGACUGGAUCAGGAAAAGAAUUAAGGGAUGUUGGCUGUGGCCUAGAGGCAUGUGGAGACAGCUCUUCAGAAAGUUACAGUUCUCCUUCCAGCCCAAGACACGAUGGGAGAGAGAGCUGUGAAAGUGAAGAUGAGAAAGACAAAGAUUCUGACAGCACUUCGGAGGAUUCUGUGAAGGAGAGGCAGAAAGAGAUGCCUCCCUGUAACCCUGCCCGUGGAUCUACCAGCAGGCCAACUGCUCAGGUUGCACCAGUGCAGAGUGAGAAUGGUACCCUUCCAGGGAAUCCGCCAGCCCCUUUGCUUCCUCGCAUUCCACUGAUGCCUCCUGCACACUACAUGAUGCAAAACGGUGGAACAAAACCAGACUAUGUUCCUCCUGUAGAUAGUAAAACUAUGGGGAUGAUUGUAACCAUCCCUCCUGCUGUUGCCUCUCUUCGAGAUUCUUCGCACAUAACGUCAGUUGGUGCUGCAGAAACGGGGAAGAGACUUGACCUAAUGUCCUCGCCCAUGUCAGUGGCAACUCCUUUCCUUCUGCAGGCUGCUGGUCCGGCUCUACAUCCAAUGGUGCAUAGACAUAAAAUGACAGCACCACAAAUUAAUUUGGAGAACCGCCAUGUUCCUGGACCUCAGCCACCAGCAGGCAUUGUGAACAUUGGAUCAGCCAACACUGCCUUCAUCCCAGUUCAAAGCCAUUCUCCAUCUGGGAAACUUCCAGCAUCAUCUGUUUUAGAUCCUACUGCUAAACCAACACAGAACCUAGCAGGACUGAACACCUUGUUGCCUCAGACUGAUGGAAAUAUAGCAGCAGCACCUGAAUCUGCCAUUUUAAAAGUAAUGCUUCCUGCUGCUGCUCUGCCACCACAACCUGGCUCAUACAAGUUAAGUGGGACUCCAGCUAGUGUUUUGCCUUUACAGGGAACAGCAAGCACACCAUCCCCUGUAGGCCAAAUCCAAUCCACUGGAUCUUCUGUCCCCACCCACACUCCGGGCCCUGUACCAAGCCUGAAUACUGCAUUAACUCAUAGCACAGCUCAGAGUGAUAGCACCUCUUACAUAAAUACAAUAGGAAAUACUAGUACUAAUGGGACCAUUCAACCAGUUCAGCAGGUUGCCUGUGGGGCUUGUAGUUCUUGUGGAUGCCGAGGUAGCUGUGGGAACAAUGGUAAUCCACUGUUUAAUUACUACUAUCCUAGUACGAUCCCGAGCCAGUUUAUCAGAGUUCCGUUAAUCCCUUUAAGUGGAAUGGCUUCUCUUUGUAAUGGUAGCUACCUCAACCAAGCACAUCAAAACAAUGGAACCCAGAUGCCCUUUUAUCAGAAUCCUUACACUAAUGGACUGAUGCAUGAUCCUAUGGCAAAUCAGACAAACUAUGGGAUGCAACAAAUGCCGGGAUUUGUCCGUGGAUUUCCAUUAAUGUACCAAGUAGCUAACAUGGUCACUAAUGUCAAUGGGUUAGGACCUAAAAAGAAUGGAACUGCAUCUUGCUAUAAUUGUGGUGUAGGCGGACACCAUGCACAAGAUUGUAAACAACCAUCCAUGGAGGCCAGUCAACCAGGUGCCUUCAAAUUAAAGUUUUCUCCACCUCAUGAUUUGGAUCCAGCUGAUUAAGCUAGAACAUUCAUCAUUUUAGCAAUGAGCCUUAUUUUGUGGGUCUGACCCUAACCACACAGUUGAUGCUCUCUCGUCCAGCAAAAAACUGAAUGGGUUUUCUAAAUGUGUUUGGGAUUAAUAAGUGGUCACUGAAGUCUGGAUCGCCUUGAACUUAUUGUGGCAUUUGUUUCCUCUGAACGCGUCUUCACCUGUUUUGGCUGCAGUGUUCAUGAAGCAGAGCAGUUUGUGUAACGUCCUAAAAAAUGCUUACAAUAAUGACCUCUGAUUUUGCACUGAUGAAUGUAUUAUACCAAGUGGCACGUGCAAUGUUCAUUGUCUAAUAAUUUAUGGCAGUGUUUUGGAAUCUACCUGUCCAGGAGACACUUGAGCUGGAAUGAGCAGACGUGUUGCCAGUUGAAAUGUUAGGUCACAUCUUACAUCAUGCUACAUCUUUUGUCUGCAACAAAUUGUCUUCAAAUUUUGAGUCUCUUUUGUUCUUGUUUAAUAUUAUUGUAUCCUCUUUCAGUUGUGUGGAAGCAACUCCACUUUCAAAAAUAAACACAUUAAUUUAAAAGUACUUUGUUUGGCCUACUGGAAAAAGAAUAAAUUUUGGUGUUGACAUGGGUAAUACCUUUUAUAUUGAUCUUUGAAGAAAAUGUUUUGGAAAAUUGAGUGCCUGUAAUAAUGUUUAUAAAAAUUAACAGGAAAGUUUUCAAAGUUGUCUGGUUAGUGUUUAUUUUCAUUAGAGCUCAGAUAAACAAACAUUUUUAAACAUUUUAUUAUUACAGCUAAAUACUCCUGUUGCUUUAACUUUAGAUAUUUAUUGUGAGUGUUUGAAUUGGACAAUGUGCGAAUGUUUUUUCUCCCCCUUAGUCUUUGUGUAGAAUAUUGAAUAGCCACACUUUUUUAAAAUGAAUCCCUUUAUACUGCACCAUUAAUCGACAUUGGAAAAUAAUUGAUUUUUUUCAAAACAAAAAUGCUUUAAGCUAUAAACUUUCGGUGGCAGUGUUUACUUGGAUAUUAGAAUGUAUAACAAAUUUUGUUUUACAUGUACGAUACAAAAAAACAUACAUUUCCAUGAUUAGAAAUACCACUGUUGCAUAUUCAUCGUAGUUAGCAUAAGCUCUGCAAAUUUGGCACGGUACUUAAUUUACCAUUGCACAUGCAUUUGCCACUACUAUAAUGUGAAGACUGACGCUCGAUAUUUGUAGAUGGUAUUAAUCAUGUCAGCAAACUCCCUAAUUUAUGCUGCUGCUCUUUUUUAAAGAAAGAAAAAAAAGCCAAUAUGCACUAUUUCUGUUUCUGGGUUUAUUUCUUAAAAGUGCACUGAUGUUAUUCACAGGAUGAUGGUGGCUUUAGAGGGUUGCUGCAUUUUGUUGCAAAGAACGCUGCCUAAUCUUGUUGGCAUUCCUUUAACAUUAACUUUAAUGGGAAUAUACAGAGCUAUGAUAUUGGCGUGCAGCAGUCUGCUUUUUCUGUAAAUGAAUUGUCCUCGAGUGGAUUGAUGUAUUUUAUUGACUUAAACAAGCAACGGUGUCAUAGGAUUUGAAUGUGUUUUGUAGGAUCUUAAAAGCCUUUGUCUUGUCUUAAAAGCCCAGUGUCAACAAAAAUGCUUACACAUAUAUAAAAGGAGCCGUGUUAAUGAGUUAACCUACGUCUGGUUAUUCUAGUUCAGCUGCUUUGAGUAGCUAGAUCUUGUGUACAGGGUAGUGACCCAAAUUAUUUCUUGCAUGUUAAAAAAAAAGAAGAAUCAAUUGAGAACUCAUUUUCAAAGUGUGGCAAUUAAUUUCCUUGAAGCACAUUUCUUUUACCUGGACUUUUGGAUGACCAGUUGAAUGCAAGAUAACUAUCUUGAUAUGACUGUGCUGAUCGUUCUUAAAAUUAGACUGAGAGACUGGGAAAUCACACGAGCCUGUAAGACAAUGCGUUCUGAAUAACUUGGUUGUAUUAGAACUAAUUUUAUGGUUUAAAAACUGUACUGUAUAUAGGAGGUAUAUUGUUACCUUCAGUUUGUUCAUUUGUUUACUGGUAUUCUUUGAUAUUCAAAAUGUUAUGUACUGGAAAGGUCACUUAUAUUUCUAGAACAAUUUUUGGAUUUUAUGCUGAUUUUCUCCUGAAUUAAUAGCAAUAAAAAAAAUACACAAA
Amblyraja radiata (thorny skate) is the source of this 5504-nucleotide messenger RNA. Its product is annotated as zinc finger CCHC domain-containing protein 2. Gene Ontology annotation, molecular function: nucleic acid binding; zinc ion binding; phosphatidylinositol binding. The coding region runs from base 210 to 3377 and encodes 1055 amino acids. The transcript has 14 exons. Lineage: Eukaryota; Metazoa; Chordata; Chondrichthyes; Rajiformes; Rajidae. The record is from RefSeq and is a predicted model, not a curated record.